AUGGAUUCAAGUCGGGAUCAGGGAAAGCGGAAGGAUGCCGGAGAUGAUUUUAUUCCUUUAGUACCUUCGAAGCGACAUAGAGGGAAUGAUCUCGAUCCGCAAGAAGCGUUCCCAUCAGAACGGGACGAGCGUCUCAACCACCAAGAUGGAAAAGACCUGAAUAGUGAACCCCGCAAACGGCACAGCAAUCCUCAGAUACAGAGUCUAAAGUCACAUAAAACCUCCCAGUCACGGCGAGAUGUCCGUGUUUCUUCUACCGGACGAGCUUCAGCGAAGCAAAACCGUCCCCGCGAACUAGACCUGCCCUCCGCAGGCGAGCUCAGGAACAGGAUUAGAGACAUCAAACGUCUUUUAAAACGCGCCGAUCAUCUCCCACCUGGCGUGAAAAUAGAGAAAGAAAGAGCGCUGAUUGGAUACGAAAGAGAUUUGGAAAUUGUUGAGUCUCGAAAGAAUCGAGCUGCAAUGAUUAAGAAAUAUCAUUUUGUUAGGUUUUUGGAACGAAAAACUGCUACUCGACAGCUCGCAAAACUCAUAAAACAGAAAAAGUCCCUCACCAAAUCAAAUCCAAAUCCAAAUAAACAAGAGCUCGACGCGCUCGAAAAAUAUAUUUACAUUACUGAGGUCGACCUCAACUAUGCUAUAUACAGCCCCUUGACGGAGAAAUAUAUAUCCCUCUACCCGAACCAACACCGUGACAAGCAGUCGGCUCCGGAGCAGGAGAAUCCAAAGGUUACCGUCAAUAAUUCUGGAGAGAAGCCACCGCUGUGGUACGCGGUAGAGCAAAGUAUGAAGGAUGGUACUCUCGACCUAUUACGGGAGGGGAGGCUGAAAAUUGGCAUUUCAGGGCAGAAAAAGACGGCGAAAAAUUUGUCGCUGCCGGUUAUGGGACGGGAGAAUGAGCCUAGCAAGAGAGCUUUAUCGACGGCGGAAACAGAUAUCAAGAAAUUUGGGAAGAAAAUCAAAAAGGAAAUGAACAAGGAGGUGUUCUCCAAACAUUCAAAAAUGGAUGUGGAUAUUGCUAGAGAUGACAACGAUAACGAUGACGAUAGUGACGGCGGGUUCUUUGAGGAAUAA
Molecule: messenger RNA, 1074 nt
Organism: Paracoccidioides lutzii Pb01
Exons: 2
Coding region: 1-1074 (357 amino acids)
Biological process (GO): maturation of SSU-rRNA from tricistronic rRNA transcript (SSU-rRNA, 5.8S rRNA, LSU-rRNA)
Cellular component (GO): nucleolus; preribosome, small subunit precursor
Source: RefSeq, a predicted model, not a curated record